AUGAGUGAAUCCUCAUCUAGUGAACCUUCAAACCAUGAACAAGUCCAAGCCAUCACUACCCUUAGAAGUGGAAAGAUUGUUGACAAAGCUAUAGGUUUUGAGAUUCCUAGAGGUAUUGUGGAGGAGAAAUCUAAGGAAAGUGAAGAGGAAAUCAAAACACAAGUGACAAAUGAGAGCUUGAGUGACAAAGAAGGGAAACCUAAACAUGAUCUUAUGAACUCAGAAAUCUAUGAAUUGUUCAAACAAGUGAAAGUCAACAUUCCACUCCUUGAUGCAAUUAAACAAGUCCCAUCUUAUGCAAAGUUCCUUAAGGACUUAUGCACAGUCAAAAGGAGAUUGAAUGUGAAAGAAAGAGCCUUUCUAACUGAACAUGCUAGUGCCAUCAUCCAGUUUAAGACCCCUCCCAAAUACAAAGAUCCUGGUUGUCCUACCAUUUCAUGCAUUAUUGGAAAUCAUAAGAUAGACCAAGCUUUGUUGGAUUUAGGAGCAAGUGUGAAUUUGAUACCCUACACUGUUUACGAACAGUUAGGUUUAGGAGAAAUCAAGCCUACUCGAAUCACCCUUCAAUUAGCUGAUAGGUCAAUCAAGAUUCCCAGGGGUAUUGUUCAGGAUGUGUUGGUCCAAGUAGAUAAAUUCUACUUUCCUGUUGAUUUUGUAGUGCUAGACACCGCACCAAUUCAAGGAAUGGGGUGA
Molecule: messenger RNA, 693 nt
Organism: Populus trichocarpa (black cottonwood)
Lineage: Eukaryota; Viridiplantae; Streptophyta; Magnoliopsida; Malpighiales; Salicaceae
Exons: 3
Coding region: 1-693 (230 amino acids)
Source: RefSeq, a predicted model, not a curated record